Molecule: messenger RNA, 2737 nt
Organism: Daktulosphaira vitifoliae (grape phylloxera)
Lineage: Eukaryota; Metazoa; Arthropoda; Insecta; Hemiptera; Phylloxeridae
Exons: 17
Coding region: 1050-2633 (527 amino acids)
Source: RefSeq, a predicted model, not a curated record
UUUAUUAUGAAUAGCGAUUGAAAAACUUUAUUUCUUAACUUCAACAAAACUGAACUAUUAACACAAUUUUUUAAACGCGAAAAACUAAAAAAUGAUCAUGCUUCCUUUGUUAUAGACCUUCUAGUUCACGGCUGAGUUCAACACAAGUUUAAAUAAUAGUGAUUACAAAUUCCCAGAUUGGCGUUUGGAGAAUUUAUUACUUACAGUUUUAGUUUUAAGUUAAGAAGUUUAAAGUAAAUAGAUUUUCUGAUUUACGAUGGAAAAUGUAAUAUAUUCAUAAAACUAGUGUCAAAUAUGGCUAUGUUCAAAUUUCCCUUGCAAUAAGUUUAAAGAUUAGAUUUCCUAAAAAAAAGUAUAUCUAACGAAAGCCAAAUAUUUAAUAUAUUAUUGACAAACAUUUCAUUUUGAUAGAUUCACUUUACAAGAAGUUAGAGAUUUUUAAAGUUGAAAUAAAAAUAUUAAAAACAACCGUUUUAAAAAGUGAAAUAUUUUUUAUUUGGAUAUAGGAGGAUAAUUCCUCUUGACGAGUUAUUAUUAUUUAUCAUUUAAAUUAUAUUAUUUAAAAUAGAUAUUAUUUAAAAAUAUGACGUAGACUAUAUCAUUAAAUACAAUUGGUGAUCAUUUGACGUAUCAUUAAAUACUAAUGAUCCAGAUGAAGUGGAAUAUUCUUGUGUAUAGAUACAAAAAACAAAGAACACAUUAUUUUAAAACUGAUAAUUUCUUAACUUAGUAUCAACAUACUAUCACAAUACUAUGACAUAAGUAAAAUUUAUUGGAAAAUUUUUUUUUUUUUUGAGGAAAAUGUAUUAUAUUUUUUCUUGGAUUUCAAUGAUAAGUAUAAUUAUAAAUCGUGUUGAGUUAUGAAUACGAGGAAAACAUGAAUGACCCCGGGAACAACAUAUUGUUUUAAUUGUAAAUGUAGGAGGGUAUGAAAUAUGUCAACGAGGUAAUCAGCUUGCGUUUGAUCUUCAACAAUCUAUAAAAGAUCUGACUUUGAUCAGAUUAAUUUAAGUUAAACUUUUGACGGGAGUGACGAUUGACUAGGAAAAAUGAAAUCUUCAUUUGCUUUUACAGUUUUGGCCACUAUAGUAGUUGUCGCAUCAUGUUUUCCUUGGACGAAAACUGCUGGCAAAGGUAUUGAUGGUACAAAAGGUAAAAUUAGUGACAAUGACGAAAGAUUUCAUCUUCAAUCACCCGAUGGUCAGUAUGUAUUUGGCCACACAGAAAAUAACCAGGGAAGAGUUGAAAUGCGAUCUGUAGACGGCACAGUAACUGGUUAUUACAGUUAUAUAGGUACUAAUGGCAAAUUAGAAUACGUUAAUUACAUAGCUGAUAAAAAUGGAUACAGGAUUUUGUCAAGUAAUGUUGCACCAUCAACAUCAGUGAAAAUUGAAGAGAGUAAAAAAAGCGCUAACGCUGAAAAGGACUUUAGUAGUAUAUUCUCAGAAUUCAUACAACAUAUAAAGAAUAAAAUAGCUCAAAAAUCAGGACAGCAGCCCAUAGAUCCUGUUAACAAUGGUCAACAAACUAUAAUUUUGGAUCCAUAUAACCCCGCAGGAAAAGACAUUCCUUCUAGUAAUAAUGGCCAAAGACCAAGCCAAUUUCCGGAUUGGAAAGAAUUAAAAACUUCAUCUACUCAAAAUCCCUGGGACGGAAAAAAUAAAAAUGAAGGACAACAACAACAAAACAUAGUAAUUCCUAACGUGGAUGACGUACCACCAAACAAGUGUGACUCCAAAGGACACAGUCAAAAUAGUGAACGAAAAGAGAACUGUUAUAAUAUCUCAAAAACUGUUCCUACCAAAGGAAGAAUAAACGAUAAUUAUGAAGAUGUUACUGCACCAAAAGAUUUCAUCAAUAAUAAAAUCAUCAGUACAACUGUUGCAGUUCCAAACAAUGAUGUCGAAUCCACAAAAUCGGUCACAGGAGAAACGCGUUUUAUGGAUAAUGAACCAACUGCGGUGCCAAUUGAGGAACCAACUCGAGAAACUACUGUGUCACAUUCAGAACCGAUCUAUUUUACUUCUUCAAGCAGUGAAACACUCACAUCUACAAUCGCAUAUGAAGAGCGAAAACAAACAUCUGUUCCAUACAUUGAACCUGCCCAAAAAACUACCGAAAUAUCUAACAACCGUGGAGAUAUCCAGGAAACGACUGAAAGUAUAGAUUUUAGUACAUCAAUACGUUCGAUCAACAUUAAUGAGGAUGUUGAGUUAGUAGAUCCAACUACUAUUGAUCCUAACGUCGAAGUAGAUCAAGUGACUGUAAGAAUUUCUUCCGAGACACCAAACCAGGAAGUAGCAACACUUGAGCCUGAAAGCGAAUAUAAUGAAAUGGCGACUACAAUUGGUAUUCAGUAUGCGACCGAAGAAAACGCUGAAGAUCGAGCAGAGUUCAGAACACUCGAACCAAAUAGUAGAAUUGGAACGACCGAUAGUCCUGCAGCUACUAAUGAAAUGAGCGCACAGACUGAAUCUGAAAUAAUAUGGCCCGACAUACCCCAACAAGUGCAACCGAUUCCACAAGUUUUGGUACCUUUAGAGUAUGCUGAAGAUGAAGAGUGGCGAAAAAACACAGGUGCCAUUAAAUCGCAAAACACGAGACGGGUAAGACGAGACAUUUCUUUGAACUAAAAAAUAUCAAAAAGGUAAAAAACAAUACUGAAGAAACAAUUCAAUCCACAACAGUUGUUCCGGAAUUCGCCACUCUUUUAGAUUUUCCAAGAUUUUUUUUAAUU